This is a messenger RNA of Chara braunii, 2198 nucleotides long. The record is from the annotation of a GenBank genome assembly. Lineage: Eukaryota; Viridiplantae; Streptophyta; Charophyceae; Charales; Characeae.
ACAGACGGCAACACAGUGGAGGCAUUCUCUCUCUCUCUCUCUCUUUUUCUCGCUCUUUCUCGCUCUUUCUCGCUCUUUCUCGCUCGCUCUUUCCGCGUGCUGCGCCGUACAGGCACGUCUCCCUGUCGGGUGCGAAUGGCGUGUCGUGCUGGCUGCUGUGUUUCCGCGAGGCUCAAUCUCUGUGACCGAGCAGAGUUCCCCAUUGCCUCCUCAGGAGAAGGGCAGCACAGUGGCUCUCCGCAUGGAUGGGGCAUGCCUUCUUCUCGAUCUCGACGCUUGUAUCAACGAGCCCAGGGAAGCCCCCCCUUGCCAGUCAGCAGGCGGCAGAAAUGCUCUUUCUUCGCUGCCGCUAAAGGUGGGGACACGUGCCAUCCGCUCUCCUCUUCCUCGCCUGUCCACUUUAUGUCAGUAUCGGUCUCUCCCUCCGGAUCUCUCUGUUCUUUGUGCGGCCGAAGAGGCUUGGCACUCGUAGCAGAGAAAGGACAAGAGGGAAUGGCGGUGUCAGGGCGUCGUCCACUGGUUGUCGGAAAGCCAAUUUCAGGAGGGAAGAGCAUGAAAGGGAGAGCUCUCCGGAGUUCCAUCUGUGACGGCAUCAGCAUCAACAGGAGGAGGAGAAGGAGGACGACAAGUGACGUGGGGGUGGGUAGAGAAGGAGAUUUCAAUGAACAGGAUGCGGAGGAGGAGGAGGAGGUUGAAUGGGCAAGCAAGGAACUCGUUCGUGAAGUGAAUGCGAAGGACAAUUUGUCGGCAGACUCAUCAUCACAGACAUUGCUGAGGGAUUUGGCGGCAGCUCAGGAGCGGGUCACAGCCCAGCGCAAUGCCAGGGAAGGGGGGAUGACCCAGACGGAGAAAGCUCUGAGCGGGGUGGACUUCGAUGAUCUGACUGAAAAAAUCUUAAAGGACGAGUCGGCGCAGGCGUUGCUGAGAGAUCUGGCUGCAGCUCAGGAGCGUGUAGAAAAAGCCAAGCGGGCAAUGGAAGAGGUGGAGAGGCUGGAGAGAGAGGGGUCGACAGAGAAUUCGUCCCGCCUCCUGAACGGGGAGGCUCUCUCCGCCCGAGUUGAGGCGGAGAUAGGCGAUGCUGAUCGGCGGGUAGCGGAGCUCGAGCAGGAAGUGCGUGCAGCAGAGGCAGCAGUUGCUGCUGCGGAGCGUGGUCUGGUGGAGGCACGUGCUGGAACCAGCUUGCGAUCCCCCAAGUGGGAAUCUAUGCAGAUCGACGAGAACAGGGAAAGGAUUGAAUCGGGGAAAACAGCUGCAGUUGCGGCAGUGGCUGGGUUGAUUGCUAGUCUUCCGGUGGCUGUCAAUGAAGAGCUUCCGCUGACGGCCAUCAUAUUCACCGAGGUCGUCGUGGCCAUUUCUUGUGCGUUGUUCGGGAUAACGUAUAGGUAUGCCGUCAGGAGGGAUGCCGGGAACAUCGAACUGAAGUCGGGCAUCGUUGCCGCAUUUGGACUGGUGAGGGGCUUGGCACAACUUGAUAGUACGGUCCAGCUGUUCCAAUCGUCGUCGUCGCCCAUGCAAGCUGAGGUGUUUCGGCAGCAGCUCCUCAAAAGUGGAUUAGACAUAGGGGAGGGCAUCAUACUCAUGGCUUUUGCAGCCGCAGCCAUCGAGAUCUGUCAGCGAAAUGGCUACCUGCAUCCCUUUCCCACUCGCCAGUCUUCCAAUUUGACAAGGAAAGGUUCUUAGUAGUGCACUCAUUUUGCCGAUGUAUGAAUUUCUACACCAUUGGAUUACUGCUCUUUUCUAUCCAUCUCUGCCACCACCACCACCUCACAGGUACACGCGCGCACACACAGAGACACACACACGCACAGACACACACACAACACACACACAACACACACACGCACAGACACACACACAACACACACACACACAAGAGAGAGAGAGAGAGAGAGAGAGAGAGAGAGAGAGAGAGAGAGAGAGAGAGAGAGAGAGAGAGAGAGAGAGAGUUUUGAACUUCUGAGAUGCCUCUCUACGUUUUCGAGGGUGAGAUAUCUUGCAAUGUGUCGAGGAUUGAUUUUCUUGCACACUUCUUUGAGUUUUCCGGAAAAGUUUUUUUUCCAAAGUCUUUAUGGGGAAAAAAAUAAGACCAGAUCCCCAGUUGUCUUUGGACUGUACAGAUUUCCUCAAUAGAUGGGCUGCAGAGGGUUAUCUUUUCUUUAUACGAGGUACUGCCGUGUGAACAAAAAUACCAACAUAUG